Antrostomus carolinensis (chuck-will's-widow) is the source of this 733-nucleotide messenger RNA. It is a transcript of the gene PCNP, whose product is annotated as PEST proteolytic signal containing nuclear protein. The coding region runs from base 1 to 486 and encodes 161 amino acids. The transcript is spliced from 5 exons. NCBI's taxonomy places the organism in Eukaryota, Metazoa, Chordata, Aves, Caprimulgiformes, Caprimulgidae. The record is from RefSeq and is a predicted model, not a curated record. Gene Ontology annotation, biological process: proteasome-mediated ubiquitin-dependent protein catabolic process; protein ubiquitination. Gene Ontology annotation, cellular component: nucleus.
AUGCUUUUUGAGGUUGCUGCUCCCAUCAAUCUGCUCAGUAAAAAUAGCUCAUCUUGUAAUGGAGGAGAAAGUUCGAGUCGCAGCGCAGAGAAACGGGCAGCUAAUGAACAAGCUGAAGACUUCACCACAAAGCCUGCUCCUGCCAAAAUGUCCAAGUUUGGAUUUUCCAUAGGCAGUCAGACAGCGAAGAAGGCAUCUGCCAUAUCCAUCAAACUAGGAGCGAAUAAGCCUAAAGAGCCUGUUCCAACCCUUGCUCCAAAAACUCUUUCUGUAGCAGCAGCUUUCAAUGAAGAUGAAGAUAGUGAACCAGAAGAAAUGCCUCCAGAAGCCAAGAUGCGCAUGAAGAACAUUGGAAGGGAUACACCAACCUCAGCAGGACCAAAUUCCUUCAAUAAAGGAAAGCAUGGUUUUUCUGACAACCAGAAGCUAUGGGAACGAAAUAUAAAAUCUCAUCUUGGAAAUGUCCAUGACCAAGAAAAUAACUAAAUGAUGUGGAUUGAGAGUUGGGUGUUUGGGGGGAGGGUGUAAUGUUAAAGGAACAGUUUCCUUUUUUAAGAAUGGUAUAAAACUAUCUUUGGAGCCACUUUUUUAACAUUUUGAGUGGUACACUAAUAACUGAGUUUGAAAUUAGAAGUAAUUUAUGUUUUGUAUACAGAUUUCAAGGCAUUUGCUAAUUUUGUAGUUCCAUGUGAUUAGUUUCAAAAGGUUACAGAUAAUAAAGAAAUUGGAGUGG